AGGAAACGAGUUAAUCCGGAAGCCAGAGACUGAUAAGUGAUAAGUAUGCCACCACCUGUCACCAGUUGCCGCUUGACGACUUCAGUUCGUGGUCGUAUGAAUAGUUUGUGUUUUACUGUGUGUUCUGAUUUUUGUUAAGUUAAUCGUCACUGGAUCCUUUCAUUUCGUGAACUCGUUAUCAAGUUAAGGCACUUCUGAUACAUUCGUCAAAAUGCUCGUGUUAUGUAAACCCUCUGGUAUCGUUUUGACGUCUAACAUGCGGUAGAGAGAGGUAAAAAAAAAAAAAAAAAAAGCAACGUAAACAGGCAAACAAACAACAAGGUGACAGUAAUAAACAUAAGUACCAAUGUAUUUAGCACAGACGAUGCUCGAGUACGAAGACGACUACUUUUUAGAAGAAGACAAGAUAUAAGGAAGGCGUCCACAAAUGGCUGAGUACUCACCUAUUUUGAGAGGGCUCUAUCGUGGUGUCUUCAGUGAUUCCGACGAGGAAGACAGUUAUUUUGGUACCAUGGAAGAUCGCAUUCCAGAAUUACAGGUAGCAACAUGCAGGGAAGAAAAACAACGUACUGGUCUACAUGUGAGUGUAGAUGUGGUUGAUGAACUACCAACUCCAUCUGAGAACAAACGCAAAGAAGUGGAAGGUCAUAUCCAAGAAUGCAGGGAGACUGAUUCAAAAAGUGAAGGAGAAAAGUUGUGUGACAGUAAAUGCAUUGAAGAAGAAGAGGCAGAGGAGGAAACCAACAGUGAAAGAAGCUCUCUAGUACAUCUGAAUUUAACACAAAAUACAUUGGGCAUGACAGUGACAUCUGGGAGUGUCACUAUUACAAAGGACAAUUCAAAUUUGAUUGGAAUCAGCAUUGGAGGAGGAGCACCAUUGUGUCCUUGUCUUUAUAUUGUGCAGGUAUUUGACAACACCCCAGCAGCAAAGGAUGGCACAUUACAAAGCGGGGAUGAGCUUGUUGGUGUAAAUGGCCAGUCAGUGAAAGGGAAGACUAAAGUAGAAGUUGCCAAAAUGAUACAGGCAUGCAAGGACGAGGUAACAAUAAAUUACAACAAGCUUCAUGCAGAUCCACAACAAGGGCGGACUUUGGACAUAAUUCUGAAGAAAGUGAAGCAUCGUUUGGUAGAGAACAUGAGUACUGCCACAGCUGAUGCUCUGGGUUUAUCAAGAGCUAUUCUCUGCAAUGACACUUUGGUUCGCAAACUUCAAGAGCUGGAACAGACGGAGAACAUGUACCGUGGGCUUGUGGAUAAUUCAAAAAGAGUACUACGUGCCUUUUUUGACCUCUUGCAGGUGUACAAAGCAUUUGGUGAUACUUUUGCUGCGAUUGGUGUUCGCGAACCUCAGCCCAGAGCCAGUGAGGCAUUUCGACAGUUUGGUGAUUACCAUAGACAGAUGGAAAAAUAUGGAAUCCAAAUGCUGAAGUCUGUUAAACCUAUAUUGACAGACUUGGGUACCUACCUGUACAAGGCAAUUCCUGAUACAAAACUGACAAUUCGAAAGUAUGCCGAUACAAAAUUUGAAUACCUCUCAUACUGUUUGAAAGUUAAGGAAAUGGAUGAUGAAGAGUAUAGUUACAGUGCUUUACAAGAACCCCUGUAUCGCGUGGAAACUGGAAAUUACGAAUACAGGCUUAUUUUGAGAUGUCGGCAAGACGCACGGGCAAGAUUUGCCAGACUGCGUGCAGAUGUGUUGGUGAAGUUGGAGUUGCUAGAUAACAAGCAUGUCCAGGAUGUAGUGUGGCAGCUUCAGCGAUUGGUUGCUGGCCUUGCUAAUUUCCAUGGGGAGACAUACAAACUCCUCCAAGGACGAUCACUUUUUCCUGUAGAAGUUGAUCUCAGCCGGUCUGCUUUCCAGUACAAGAGUGCUGGUGUACCAACACAGGAAGGAACAGAGGAAGAAGACGACGAUGACCUGUUGCAUGCUGAUGAAGCCAAAGAGAAUGACUCCACACUUAUACCAGAGUUAAAUUAAUUUUUAAGAAUAACGUGCAAUUUUGAAGUGUAUACAAGCUUAAAUUCUAUGAGUCAAAGGUUGCAUUGUUUACAUUGUAUGAGGUUAAGAAUCUUAAACACCAGUAGCAAAUGUUGCUUGCUGGGUAAAGAAUCAUAAUUGAUUUAAAUAUUUUUUUGCCUAGUCACCUGUUUACCAAAGAAAACUGAAAUACCACUAUGAUGCAGUGUACAAUUUUUUAUUUGGAUUCUUUUACCAUUUAUAGUCUUUUACCAUUUAUAAUCAUUGUUGAAUUUGAAAGUGGACCACAUAUUGUUUAAUCUCAUUAUUUUUUAAUGUGUGACUAAUAGCAUUAGAGAAGCAAAUAAAGUUGAUUUACAUUUUGCUGCACUAUUGUGUGUGUGUGUGUGUGUGUGUGUGUGUGUGUGUGUGUGUGUGUGUGCGCGCGCGCGCGCACGCGCUUUCUACUUUGUUCUACUUUGAUUCCUUAAUGUUGUUCUAUUGGAUAUGUCUAAUACACAUGAAGUAGGAAUUUGAUUUUGCACUUGUGGUGGUUUCAAAUUUUUGUUCCUGUGAAUAAAUUUCUGUUCUCUUA
Messenger RNA from Schistocerca piceifrons (Central American locust), 2552 nucleotides. It is a transcript of the gene PICK1, whose product is annotated as PRKCA-binding protein. Gene Ontology annotation, biological process: intracellular protein transport; regulation of Arp2/3 complex-mediated actin nucleation; dendritic spine maintenance. The coding region runs from base 428 to 1978 and encodes 516 amino acids. The record is from RefSeq and is a predicted model, not a curated record. Gene Ontology annotation, molecular function: protein kinase C binding; phospholipid binding; protein domain specific binding. Lineage: Eukaryota; Metazoa; Arthropoda; Insecta; Orthoptera; Acrididae. Gene Ontology annotation, cellular component: synaptic vesicle; postsynaptic density; neuron projection. The transcript has 12 exons.